AUGCAAAAAGGGGCAAGGAAACCAAAUUUCAAUGUUGGAGAUUACGUUUUGAGAUCUCGUGUAGACCAGAAACACAACGACAAGCUUUUAGUCACGUGGAUAGGCCCGUACCAAGUGGUUGGUUCAGACGAACAAUCUUUCCGUGUCCAGCAUUUAGUGACUGGUGCGGAGGCAGACGUGCACUCUUCGCGUCUCAAGUUCUAUGCGGAUGAAUCGUUUGAGGUGACAGAGGAAAUACGGGAGCACGUGGCUGCUCAGGGUAUUGUCCUUACUGUUGCGGAGCUCAAGGAUCACCGAUGGAACUCGGCCAAGAGAUGUUUCGAGGUUCUGGUAGGGUGGAAAGGUCUGGAACCAAUUGAGGACUCUUGGGAGUCUCUCAGUUCUUUGUACAAGGACAUUCCCGUGAUGGUGAAGCAGUAUGCUUCGGGUAAGAGCGACUUGGAGUUUGUUUCAGCAGUCGAGCAACUUUAA
Phytophthora sojae is the source of this 471-nucleotide messenger RNA. RefSeq lists its product as hypothetical. The transcript has a single exon. The coding region runs from base 1 to 471 and encodes 156 amino acids. Lineage: Eukaryota; Oomycota; Peronosporomycetes; Peronosporales; Peronosporaceae. The record is from RefSeq and is a predicted model, not a curated record.